CCCAAAAUGGGUGCUGUUAUUCUGGACUUAUGGAUCACCAUAUAUAGUACUAGUAUACCCUUUUAGAUUGAUUUGAGAGAGAGAGAGAGAGAGAGAGAGAGAUGAGAGAGAGAUGAGAGAGAGGUUUGGCUUGUAUUGAAAGGUAAGCAAUCGAAGGUUAGAGGCAGAAAGACAGUGGAAAACAGACUACUCUUAGGAGUUACCGAAUGAGUUGUCAAAUGAAGUUGAAACUUGCUGGAGUUGUUAAAUGUGUGACAAGAAACCAGAAUCACUUGCUUGUGAAGCAAAAUCUCUUGGCUGAUUCAAAGGUUGUAAAGAGUAACCCAAUAAACAUUGGAGGUCCUGCAAUGUUUUUUGGGAAUUGCAAGCUCGUUUAGUAGCCUUUCUUUUCCCUUCUUAUAUUCCAGCAUUUGGCCCUUGCCUCUUGUUGUGAAGGGAAGAUUCACAUCAUCGUCAUCAUCACAUUCAUCAUUUGUGUCUUUUUUUUUUUUGAAAAAAAUGAAGGGAACAUUAUUCUGUUUUGUGCUAGCUUUACAAAUAUUGAGUUGGGUUUCUGUAGCAAGGAGAGGGCCCUUUCCUCCAAAUGAUGGCAUGUUCCAUCCAGGCCCAAAAGAGGCACCAGCACCUGAGUCUUCACCACCGAAUACUAUACAUUCAGAAAAGGGUUUAAUGGUGAGAGAAGGUAAGUCAGAGAUAAUGGAAGAAACAUAUGAUAGAGGAGUAAGCAAAAUAGGGUCAAGUCCACCAAGCUGUGAGCACAAAUGUUAUGGUUGCACACCAUGUGAAGCCAUUCAAGUGCCAAGCACAAGCAGCAGGCGCAAUCAUUUGGGUAUCCAGUACGCAAAUUAUGAGCCUGAGAGCUGGAAAUGCAAGUGUGGUCCUUCCUUCUACAGCCCUUGAAUUUUGUUCCUACCCAUUGGAUAUAGUUGAUCUGCUAUCUGUCUCUUAGGUUCAUAUUU
Molecule: messenger RNA, 959 nt
Organism: Gastrolobium bilobum
Lineage: Eukaryota; Viridiplantae; Streptophyta; Magnoliopsida; Fabales; Fabaceae
Product: EPIDERMAL PATTERNING FACTOR-like protein 3
Exons: 3
Coding region: 499-900 (133 amino acids)
Biological process (GO): guard cell differentiation; stomatal complex development
Source: RefSeq, a predicted model, not a curated record